Molecule: messenger RNA, 459 nt
Organism: Strongylus vulgaris
Lineage: Eukaryota; Metazoa; Nematoda; Chromadorea; Rhabditida; Strongylidae
Source: the annotation of a GenBank genome assembly
AUGAUAUGGCCAGAGCGAAGGCCAAGGGCAAGAGAGGAAUUUGAGCGUAUAAUUCGUUUACCACCAACAGCGGUGCCCAUAAUUUCACCGGCGCCAUCCACAGCUACCGAUAUAUUCUUGAGCAGCACUCGGAGCGUUGUUAAUGAAGUUGAAAAUAAACCAGAUCCUGAAGUCGAACAAGCAUUCAUAGGUGGAUCAUCUCCAAAGGAGGCAGCCGCACGAGUCGACCCAUCAGCUUUUGUGCUCUAUUAUCGAAUUGAUGAACCGCUUAGCGACAAAGCUUAUCUCUACAUGGCGUACAAAAACAAUCAAGGACAGCCUUUUCACUUCCCAUUGACUUGCAGAAAGGCGAAACAUGACGACGGUAGCGAAUCUACUUACUGGCGAGUAGAGUAUGGCGACCCAGAAGCCAAAGAAGUUGGUAUAGUUCUGGCGAGAACUGGUCCCCUAGCUAUGUGA